AUGGAGUACUUCACAAGAAUCCUGAAGAAAGUGGGUAAUAGAGAGACAUUUGGGUAUCAUUACAGGUGUAAAGAGUUAAAAAUGAACCAUCUGAUCUUUGCAGAUGAUCUUAUGCUAUUCUGUAAGGGUGAUACUCAUUCUGUGACACUCAUGGUCAGAGCUUUAAAAGCAUUUUCAGAUGCUUCAGGUCUGCAAGCUAACCAUAUGAAAUGUGCCAUUUAUUUUGGCAAUGUUCCUGAUGAGGUGAGGAGUAGAAUACUUCAAGUGACAGGGUUUCAGUUGGGAUCUUUCCCAUUUAGAUAUCUUGGAGUUUCAAUUACAUCCAAGAGAAUCUCUAUUGCUGAUUGUGAUGUAUUGGUUGACAGAAUUCUGAAACGAAUUAUGUAUUGGUCUUCUAGGAAUCUAUCAUAUGCAGGGAGGACUACUCUAGUUAAUGCUGUGUUGCUGAGCAUUCACACCUACUGGGCUGAAGUGUUUCUGCUUCCUCAAUAUGUUUUACAAAAAGUCACACAAAUUUGCAGAGCAUAUCUCUGGGAUGGCAAAACAUACCUUCAUAAACCCCCUCAUGUUUCAUAG
Messenger RNA from Beta vulgaris subsp. vulgaris (sugar beet), 576 nucleotides. RefSeq lists its product as uncharacterized. The transcript has a single exon. The record is from RefSeq and is a predicted model, not a curated record. Bases 1 to 576 code for a protein of 191 amino acids. Lineage: Eukaryota; Viridiplantae; Streptophyta; Magnoliopsida; Caryophyllales; Amaranthaceae.